CUCUCCUCAGUUAAGCCUCAAUUCCAAAAGGUCAUUUCCAAUCAAGGUCAUUUCUCUUUUUACUUCCUUGCGCAGGAAGCGGUCUAAAGAAAUGAGCCAAAGCACUUCAAAUUCUUUUGGGCUCUAACUCAGUCGGAAACUGCGCUCUAUCCGUAAUCAAGGACCUCUCUGUUCCCCGUCGAACUGAGGACUUUUUCUUUCUCUUCAAGAUCGUUGUCCUCCAGUCCGACGCUUUCCGUGCCCUAAGGCCAACGAGGCAGUUGCGAGCUCUGUGGCUAAUCCUUGGGGCGUGUGUAUUAGCGCAUCUACUGUUGCCGUGGCACUGUGCUUCUCAGAACGCGUCGAUUUGGAGGGAAACUGCAAUCACA
Messenger RNA from Amoebophrya sp. A25, 368 nucleotides. Lineage: Eukaryota; Dinophyceae; Syndiniales; Amoebophryaceae. The record is from the annotation of a GenBank genome assembly.